CCCUGGACUAACUAGCUGACGUAUCUUCGCUAUGUCAUCCAGAUAUGCUACAAAUGGAAACUCUUCAGGAGGGCAGUGAGUAAAUUAAGGCUAGAAGCAUGCUCAGGCACAUCCCACAUCUCCUGUGGAACCGUCCCUGGGUAAGCGCUAUGGUGGGAUGCAAAUACGCCGUCUAUCUCACUUGCCUCCCAGCGACUUCCACUGGCCAUCUCUCUUUCCACUAACUCACAGAGGCCCAGAGUGCCAUCAUUCGUUGAUUAACUUGUUGGCUUUUUCUUUCUCCUCCUAAUAGGAGCAGGCACCAGAUUACUUGCUGUUCCAAGUCCGUCAUGGCAACCUCUCAGGAACAGGAACAGCGGCCUGUGGUCGUCUGCGUCUUCUGUGGCUCCACGGCAGGCAAUAACCCGAAGCACCUCGAAGCGGCCCGCGCGCUGGCCGUGGAAUUCCACAAGAACAACAUCCAUCUCGUCUACGGCGGUGGCUCGACAGGCCUAAUGGGAGAAGUAGCACGCACACUUGUCUCCCUCUCCGGUCCGGAAGCAGUUCACGGCAUAAUCCCCGGCGCCCUUGUCAGCGUUUCAUACGAUAAACCGAAAGAGGAGCAACAACGCCGCACUGAAGAGGAAUCCACCGCGCGUAAAGCACACGAGCGAGUGCUUCCUGGUGCUAAGGAUACAUUUGAGGUGUUCCAGGAUUCCGAGUACGGUACUACCACUGUCGUUCCUGAUAUGCAUACCCGGAAGCGGCUUAUGGCCCGGAAGGUCAUCGAGGGUGGCCCUGGGUCUGGGUUCGUGUCGUUGGCCGGUGGCUUUGGAACUAUGGAAGAGGUUAUGGAGAUGACCACUUGGAAUCAAUUGGGAAUCCACAAGGUUGGAGUAGUGCUGCUUAAUAUCGAUGGGUAUUGGGAUGGGGUGCUGGGUUGGAUCAAGAAUGCCGUUAAGGAAGGCUUUAUCCAUGAGUCCAAUGGGAGUAUCCUGGUCGAGGCCAAGGAGGUGGCUGAAGUCUUGCCCAAGUUGAGAGACUACAAGGUUAGUAGUGGCCGGAUGGGGUUGAAUUGGGGUGAAGAGUAGAUGGGGUCGUCGUUGUCUGGGUUUGCCCUCUUUCGGCGUUGGUUAUGGCAUGACAUUGAGUAAAAGGUUAGACCAUAGAGCCUAUGAAAUAGAAAAAUAAAUU
Messenger RNA from Monascus purpureus, 1173 nucleotides. The record is from the annotation of a GenBank genome assembly. Lineage: Eukaryota; Fungi; Ascomycota; Eurotiomycetes; Eurotiales; Aspergillaceae.